Messenger RNA from Alternaria atra, 1998 nucleotides. RefSeq lists its product as uncharacterized. Gene Ontology annotation, molecular function: flavin adenine dinucleotide binding; oxidoreductase activity, acting on CH-OH group of donors. Lineage: Eukaryota; Fungi; Ascomycota; Dothideomycetes; Pleosporales; Pleosporaceae. The record is from RefSeq and is a predicted model, not a curated record. The transcript has 4 exons. The coding region runs from base 1 to 1998 and encodes 665 amino acids.
AUGACGAUCCCAGAUGAGGUCGACAUCAUCGUGUGCGGAGGUGGUUCGUGUGGUUGUGUUGUGGCUGGACGACUCGCCAAUCUCGACCACAACCUCCAGGUCCUCUUGAUUGAGGCUGGAGAGAACAACCUCAACAAUCCAUGGGUUUUCCGUCCGGGUAUCUACCCGAGGAACAUGAAGCUGGACAGCAAGACUGCCACCUUCUACUACUCCCGUCCCUCGGAGUGGCUCGAUGGCCGCCGAGCUGUUGUGCCUUGUGCUCAUAUCCUCGGAGGUGGAUCUUCCAUCAACUUUAUGAUGUACACUCGUGCCUCAGCUUCCGACUACGAUGACUUCCAGGCUAAGGGAUGGACCACCAAGGAGCUUAUUCCCUUGAUGAAGAAGCACGAAACCUACCAACGCUCAUGCAACAACCGCGAACUCCACGGAUUUGAGGGACCCAUUAAGGUCUCCUUCGGUAACUACACCUACCCAAUCAAAGAGGACUUCCUUCGUGCCACCGAGUCUCAGGGUAUUCCGACCACCGAUGAUCUCCAGGACUUGACCACGGGCCAUGGCGCUGAGCAUUGGCUCAAGUGGAUCAACCGCGAUACUGGGCGACGAUCCGAUUCUGCUCACGGCUACAUUCAUAGCACUCGUGCUGUUCACCAGAACUUGCACCUUCUUACCAGCAAUAAGGUUGAGAAGGUCAUUCUAGAGGGCGACCGCGCUGUUGGCGUUAAAUGUGUCCCGACGAAGCCUCUUCAUCCCGAGCAGCAAAUGUCCAGGGUCAUCAGGGCCCGCAAGCAGAUUAUCGUCUCCGGCGGUACCUUGAGCUCUCCUCUCAUCCUUCAGCGCUCUGGUAUUGGUGACCCAGAGAAGCUCCGCAAGGUCGGUGUCAAGCCUCUUGUCGAUCUUCCUGGUGUUGGUCUCAAUUUCCAGGAUCAUUACUUGACCUUUGCCACCUAUCGGGCUAAGCCUCACGUUGAGUCUUUUGACGACUUUGUUCGUGGAGACCCCAAGGUUCAGGAACAGGUCUUCCAGCAAUGGAACAUCAACGGCACUGGCCCACUCGCCACCAAUGGUAUCGAGGCUGGUGUUAAGAUCCGACCUACUGAGGAAGAACUCAACAUGAUGGACAGCUGGCCCUGCAAGGAGUUCCGCUCAGGCUGGGACUCGUACUUCAAGAAUAAGCCCGAUAAGCCUGUUAUGCACUACUCGGUCAUUGCUGGUUGGUUUGGUGACCACAUGGUCAUGCCACCAGGCAAGUUCUUCACCAUGUUCCACUUCCUCGAGUACCCGUUCUCUCGUGGUUCCACGCAUAUCGUGUCGCCAAACCCAUACGAGGCACCCGACUUUGACGCUGGUUUCAUGAACGACAAGCGCGAUAUGGCUCCUAUGGUUUGGGGUUACAUCAAGUCCCGUGAGACUGCCCGCCGUAUGGACGCCUAUGCUGGUGAGGUGCAGGCCAUGCACCCCUUCUAUGCCUUCGACAGCCCCGCCCGUGCCAACGACCUCGACCUUACCACCACUAACGCUUAUGCUCUUCCCGGUAAUCUGACGGCCGGUAUUCAGCACGGAUCCUGGACUUCUCCAGUCAAGAAGGGCCGCGCCCCCGAGCCCAACUUCUUGAGCUCUAACUGCCAGGAAGUUAUGGACGAUCUGCAAUACACAACCGAGGACAUCCAGCACAUUGAGAACUGGACCAAGCGCCACGUUGAAACUACCUGGCACUCACUUGGUACCUGUUCCAUGGCUCCCAAGAACGGCAACUCCAUCGUCAAGCACGGUGUCCUCGACGAGCGUCUCAACGUCCACGGCGUCAAGGGUCUCAAGGUCGCCGAUUUGUCCAUCUGCCCCGACAACGUUGGUUGCAACACAUACUCGACUGCGCUCCUCAUUGGAGAGAAGGCUGCAGUGCUCACUGCUGAGGAUCUGGGCUACAGCGGCAGCGCGUUGGACAUGAAGGUCCCCAACUACCACGCACCAAGAGAGAUUGCUGGUUUGUCGCGCUUGUAA